CAUUCAAUUUCACAAAGACACAAUUUGCAUCGAUGUGAAACCGACCCUUCUCUGCGGCUAGGCUUGGAUGGCUGCCAGGAGCCGCUUUCAUUCAGAAAGCAGAAGUCAUGAACACUCAGAAACCUUCACACUUCGCCGAUCAAAGACUUACAACCUCCUCGUUGGUAGGUGGAAGUCGUUUCGGCGCAGACGCAUAAUCUUGGUCUUGCUCGCAGCAUGGCUUCUCUACCUCUUCUUCAAGUACAUGCCAACAGAUCUCCCACCUGUCUCUGAACGAUAUGACCACCGCUACGGUCGCUUACACCCGGGGUUACGUGGUCCGUAUGGUGGUGAUUCUCCAGACACACUCCAAAACUCCGACCAAAGUUAUGAAGGUCCUAUAAGGUUCUACGAAUUGGCCGCGACUUUGCAAGAGCAUGGAUGGAUUCGAGAUAUGAAAGGCAAUGUUCUCUUCGCCGUUUCAGACGUGAAAAGUGUGCCUCGGAUUCUGCCCAUGGCAUGUGCAAUGGCACAGCAUAACAGGACCCGAGUUCACCUGGCGUUCAUGGGACGCCACGCCGCAGCCUGGCCAGAGAUUCGUGCAGCGAAUGGGAUUGAAGAAUCGGAGUGUAACAUAUACUUGCACGAUGCUCGACCUGACCAUGCGGCUCAAUCAUCUGUGUCGAGGCUGGAAGUCAGUGCAAGUGCGAGUUUGGGACAUAUCCAUUCAGUCAUGCAAUUGCAUGCGGUUUUGACUACAGAACGCGAGGAUGACUAUUUGGUCAAUGCUUUGAGGGAGAAGACAUCGUCUCUUGGCCUUUCUCUCAUAACUCUUCCUGCCAGCAGCCAGCAGAGUCUGUCGUGGAUUUCAUCCCUGGACGCUGCAUCGCUCUCCCGGCUCGACAAGAUCCAGAUUGACAUUGUCAUCCAAGCGCAGCCUGAGUCCUCAGCUUCCCUGAUGCGGCUUCUGCGAUCAAUCAAGGACGCCGACUACUCAGGAUGGACGCUUCCCAGAUUGACGAUUGAAAUCCCCAAUAACGUGGACCCCUUCCUCGCCCGAUACUUAUCAAACUUCCGGUGGCCUGCCAAUGGUGCCGGCAGCGAGAGUAGAGUUACGAUCAAGCACAGGCUCGACGCAAGGCUCAUGACUCCCGUGCAGGCAUCUAUGCGGACGGUCGAAUCUUUCUAUCCUUCAGCGGCCAGCACGUCUCACCUUCUGUUGCUCUCGCCCAACACCGAGCUCUCACCCAACUACUUCCAAUUUUUAAUGUACACAUUGCUUGAGUAUGGGUACGGUUCACAGAGCACAGGUCUGAUCGAGCACUUAGCUGGUAUCUCGCUGGAUUUACCUCGAUAUGGACCGGACUUGAAAACGAAAGCGCCAUAUGGGGGACAACUUGCAAAGCCCUUCACUCUUUGGCAAGCCCCCGCCUCGACUGCGGUGCUCUAUUUCGGAGAUCGGUGGGUCGAAUUUCACACUUUCUUGUCUUAUCGACUCUUCCUCGAUCCGGAGCUCGCGUCGAAGACAAAAUCCACACCCACACUGUCCCACGAAUAUCCCGCAUGGAUGACACCAAUGCUUGAGAUGAUGCAAGCACGUGGUUACUAUGUUUUGUACCCGAGUUUCAUGGAGAGGGAAGGAUUAUCAGCGGUCACGGUACACACCGAACUUCCUCAGUCCCCUGAAGAAUACAUUGCGGAGGGCAACGACCGAACACUUGAUGAUGGGGCCCCAAAGAUCAAUUUGGCCGAUGAUAAAGCGCUGACGGCGGAUGACGAGAUUGCACGGCUGAUGCGUCAGGAACAGAAGCUAUCUGGGAAUUCGCUUACCACUCCUCUUUUGGAAGCCACGGUCCGACAACAAGGAAUCGACUUUUCGAUAGAGCGCGACAUUCCAUUGAUGUCCUUUGAUGGCGAAAAGAGAGAAUGGGCGAUUUCUUGGAGCCUUGCAUCAAAAUUCGCGGAGGAUUUCGCCAUUUCAGUCGGGCGAUGUGCGGGAUACAACAGUAACCAGGGGGGUGAUACUGUCGGGUCGCUAUUCUGUCUGGCAGCUACGUGACUUCUUGUCCUUCAAAGCAGCAAUACCAUCACCAGGACGAUUUCGAUAUCCUCCAAUGGCGUAGUCUUCAGUGUUGUCUGACAGAAAGCCUUGCGCCCACUUCCACUACUUUUGGACUCCAAUCAAAGAGGAGACAGUCCGACUUGAAGACGCUCGCCAAGAGACUGCAGCGAUCAUGCCAAUGUUAUCAUUCCCUCGUGGCAAAUGAACCAGCGCGAUUGAUGUUGUCAGAUCGAGUGGCUGACAAAAUCGGAGCGGGAGGGGAUGCAAAACUAGAGGACCAGGGGUAUGGAAGUUCAUGGUGGACGAUCGUCUAUAAGAUCGAAGAUCCCAGAGCACCAGAGUCGAUACGGAGCAGGACCACUAGGGUGAGGGAGGAAAGUCAAACGUGCGCGCAGAGGGGAUCGUCGUCCUAGGAGGGGGAACUGCACACCCGGUCUUCGUCCAGCGUUCAUCUUACCCUGUGUAAGCCACACGACACAGAUUGAUCUGGACGAUAGCCUUUUUAUUCUUCUGCGCUGACAGAAUCAGACUGUGGCCGUCCCUCUUCCAUCCAUCAUUGUCAGAUAAGUGAUAAUAUUGUCGGAUACCGGAUGACGGAUGCGGGAUGCCCAUUCAGACCCGCUUGUGCUUCCCCAGACUUGACAGUGGGUGACACUGAUGGUUCCGUCUCUUACACACCAUGGCCAAAAACCCCUCGCUGGCCUCUCACCUCGGCAAAACCAUAUGCUGGAUCAACCAGUUGACAAGUUGAAUUGGAAGCAGGGAUCUGAUGCUAGAGGAGGGGGGAUCUUGGAGCGUGUGCCAAUUGGUGAUUGAUGUUGCUGCGGCGUCUCGAGCGGGCUGCGGGCUGCGCUUCACGCCCAACACCCACCAACACUGGCUGCACUGGGUGCGCCGGGUGCUCACAUCCCAUUCCUUCUCUUGGCUGGUGUAUGUAUUGCGGGAGGAUUACUCAGGAUUGGCACGGUAGAAAUAUGCUC
Messenger RNA from Cladophialophora immunda, 3021 nucleotides. RefSeq lists its product as uncharacterized. Bases 68 to 2038 code for a protein of 656 amino acids. The record is from RefSeq and is a predicted model, not a curated record. The transcript has a single exon. NCBI's taxonomy places the organism in Eukaryota, Fungi, Ascomycota, Eurotiomycetes, Chaetothyriales, Herpotrichiellaceae.